UGCGGUGUGUUCCUCCUUCCCAGCUAAUCGCAGUGUCUGACGGGAAGGCGGAUCCUGGAGGAAGAGGUUGUGUAUGUGUGUUCCCAGCUUCCUAAGCCCUGCUGUUACCCGGGUUGCAGGUGCGCAGCCCGGGUGUUUGUCCCCAGUUCCCCGCUUGUCAGUCCAGGUGCCGGACUGCUGAAGAGGCGGACGGAAGUAUUAGCGCUCGCCAUGAACAGCAUACCCGAGAUCUGCGGCCCGGGAACAGGUGACAAGGCAUAAUUUGCUUCUUUCACCGAGAACUAACAUCAUGGAGCCUGAAGUGAUCCGAAUGUAUUCUUCAUCUCCUCCUCCUCUUGACAACGUUGCGGAUGAAGACGAGGAUGAUGAAUUUGGAGAGUUUGGAGGCUUUUCUGGCGUUGGUAACUCUGGAAUAGGCUUUGCCGAUUUGGAUGCAGUUCAUUUUCCUACAUCUCGAGAAGACUUUUUGCCAUCAAAACACUUUAUGCCAAUUCAUGAAUACUCUGAUAAUGUCCGUAACUUUACUAGCCUUACCUCCAUCUCGGACAAAGAGACGGUGUCCGAGAUCACUACUUCCAAGAAGGGAACGUGCUUAGUGUUCGAUUCAAACUCCAGCAAUGAAUCGACGCAGAACAAUAUUGCUGCACUCGACAAUAAAGGGAGCUCGGCCGAGAAGGCGAAGAAAUCUGAUCCGUGUGUGAGCUCGGAGAGCGCUGGCAGUCCAAAACACGGCCAGGCGGUCGACGCUUGUAACGGGGAGCAGAAGCACUAUCCGGGGAAUCUUACGAAUGGGUUUGCAGCAGCCGAAGAUUCUGUUAACCCUCAGGGAAUAGAAGCUCUGGACAAUGUUACAGAUUCGAAGGGAUUUCAGUCCUCCACCGCACACAGUCCAGAUUUAAGCAUAGACUUUCCACCUAGUCCCGGAGAGGAGUUUGCGGAUUUUUCCCCGCUUUCCAAAGUAGACUCAGUACAUUUAAAUGAUACGGAGCUUAAAGCACACACGGGUUCACAUGAAGGGCAGACAAGUAUUAUGCUGAACAGUACAUUGAAUAGAGUCAACUGUGACAGCAACUUAAAUAACAACAAAGAACUCACAAAUGUAGUCUUAGAAAAUUUUGAUGACUCAAGUGAUCUGACUUCUACAAAUAACUCUCGAGAAGCUGCUUUAGUAGCAGAUGACAGCGUUGCGGGUGAUGAAAUAGUUAAGCCUAAUGUUAAAAUCUCCGAAGCUACAACGCAGUUAGCGGAUACCCAGAGAUGUGGUCUUACAGAGAGGUGUCAGAACGGAGAGGAAACGGUCCAAACCACCGACGACAUUCAUGGCUUUACACCUGACGGUUCCUUUGAAACCAUUCAAAAAACAAUUCAAAAUUCCAGCAGGGGUGACUUAUCCCCCGAUGCCACUAGCAAAAAUCCUCCACUAACUUUCACGGACCAUCGUGAGUCAAAUGACCUCAACGUCAAAGAACAGUCACAAUUAGACGAAAAUGAUUUCACUGAUGACUUUGGUGAUUUUGAGGAUGUAAACCAUGUUCCUUUCCAAGACGAGUUAGAACAGCCAGAAAACAUUUCAAAAGAUCGGGAAUCUGACUAUGAGCAUUCUAAAUUUGCGUCUCACAACGAAUCAGAGACCGUUAAUCAAUUUGGAGACUUUGAUUCUGGGGCAAACACUGGCGACUUGGAUGAUUUUCCAGAAUCGGAUGAUUUUGCAGACUUCAGCUCCGCUGUUAAUAAUGAUCAGCCUUUGGACUGGAAGGCAUUUGAUGAUGACCAGACAGAAAGUGCCCCAUGGUCUGCGUUUGAAAGUGAGAAGACCGACAUCUCCUUCCCAGCCAGUGAGUCUUGGCAGUCGUAUGGGACAGCGGUGCCUUCUAGUGACCAAGCCAUAAACACAGAAAGCGUUCCUUUACCUGAAUCCGAAUCUACUUUGCUUUCUGAUGGAACUACUUCUAGCUCUCAGCAAUCGUUACUUAGUCGUUUUGAGCGAAUUAUCCAAGUCUGCUUCCCACCUCCGCCUAUUUCGGAAACAGAAGAAAUCAUAUCAUCCCUGGAUUGUUUGCUACAAACAUCUAAUCUUGAAGAAAGAACUAAAUCCUUGCCUAGUACUCGCCCACACAGGGAAGUGCUGGACGUGUGGCCCGAGCUGCAGGAUAUUCAUGAUGCUUACGGUCUGAAGCACCAGUGGGGAGGUUCACACAGCAACAAGAAACUCCUCUGCUCGCUGGGGAUCGACACAAGGAACAUACUUUUUACAGGCAACAAGAAACAACCGGUUAUUGUGCCCAUGUAUGCAGCCGGUCUGGGUAUGCUGGAGCCAACCAAGGAACCCCUGAAGCCAUUAUCUGCUGCAGAAAAGAUUGCAUCCAUUGGACAGUCUUCACCUGUUUCACCAGAUGAUAACAUUUGUUCUUCUGUUCAGUUGCAGGAAUCUCUCCCACCUGUCCAGUUUGACUGGAGUAGCAGCGGCCUUACCAACCCCUUAGAUGCUAGAGGAGGUUCCACUCUUCUGAACCUUGAUUUCUUUGGGCCCGUGGAUGACAGUGGCUCAAACAACGCUACGUUUCCAGGUGUGGACCCCGAGUUGUAUGCAUUGACAACCUCAAAAGUGGAAUGCUCCUCGGCAAGCAACAGAGUGACCGAUGCGUUUGCAAGAUUAAUGUCUACAGCAGAGACCACAAGCACAUCUGCAAGGAAACCCAGAAGGGAUGAGAACCUUAGUGAAGAGGCUUCCAAAGUCAUUGCCAGUCUCCCCGAGUUAUCUUUCAUGCAUGCCAAGGUGUUGAUGUUUCCAGCCACAUUAACGCCUUCAACGAGCUCUCAAGACAAAGUUGACUGAUGAAAAAAGGAAAAUGUAAAAAAAAAAUUAGCCCAAAUAAAUUGGAUGUUUUAUAUCUGAACUUUUAGAGGUAAAAAGAAAGUGUUCCUGCUUUUAAUAUGAAAUCAGAUGAUUUGUCAGUAAGUAUCACUGAAAUGGUGUAUACAUUGUUAAUAUAUAUAUUUCAACACUGAAUAUUUCAUUUCUAUAAGAAUUAAAACAGAAGAAUAAUUAAUUUGUAUAUAACGCAAAGGGUAACUUUUUUUGAUGUGCUGGGGUACGUACACUGGUGGAUCCUUUCUUACAAAAAAAAUCAUCAAAAAAAAUGUGAACAUGCAAAAUCUUCACUGCCUGUAUCUGUUCCUAUAGCGUUCUUUUCUCCCAGUUGUCCUGAAGUUGACUUUACUGUUACAUUUAAGCGUCCUGUGUUUUUAUUUUGUGUGUUAAUUUAAUCAAUUUCAUUCUUCAAUCACAAGGUCAGUUUAACCCUUUCCCUGCCGCAGGAGCGUAUUAGCUGAUGGAGAAAGGGGUUUACGGUAUUGUCCUACCAGAAACCCUUUAAUGGGUUCUUUUUGCUGCGUGUAAAACCAUAACUUACCGACCAGCCUCCUGCUCAGUUCUUCGUGUUGUUGCCGAUUUAAGUUAAUUUUAAAGUACGGAUGAUUAGGGGAUUUGAUUUUUAGGUUAAGAAGGACCAAAAUAAUAUGAAUGUCUUUAUAAAGUGUUUUGAUUACUGUCCUGAUUUAGUUUGUACUCAUUGUGUCUGUUGUACCACUAUCCUGAUUUGCACAGCGUAUAGCGGCAUUAACCAUACGUGGAUAUGGUUUACCCUAUACGCGCAUUGAAGACUUUGGGAUGUAAAUGAUUGGGGAAAUUCCUAUGGAACAAAAGUACUGAAAACUGAUCUGUAACAACAAGGUCCAUGUGCAUGCCCAAAUUCUUUUGAAAUGUAAGCGUGUAAAUUUCUUUUAGCUUACACAGAAUAAAAUAAUUUAAAUGA
Molecule: messenger RNA, 3815 nt
Organism: Spea bombifrons (plains spadefoot toad)
Lineage: Eukaryota; Metazoa; Chordata; Amphibia; Anura; Pelobatidae
Gene: AFTPH
Product: aftiphilin
Exons: 10
Coding region: 290-2836 (848 amino acids)
Biological process (GO): intracellular transport
Cellular component (GO): trans-Golgi network membrane; AP-1 adaptor complex
Molecular function (GO): clathrin binding
Source: RefSeq, a predicted model, not a curated record